Molecule: messenger RNA, 1058 nt
Organism: Aphanomyces astaci
Lineage: Eukaryota; Oomycota; Saprolegniomycetes; Saprolegniales; Verrucalvaceae
Exons: 2
Coding region: 30-980 (316 amino acids)
Molecular function (GO): kinase activity
Source: RefSeq, a predicted model, not a curated record
CUUUGGCUUUCGUUGAAGCGGCAAAAAUCAUGAUUGCGGUGAUUGGGGACUCGUUUGUGGAUGUGUUGGCCGGUGUCCAGACGCUGCCUGCGUGGGGCCAAGACUCUCCGUGCAAAGAGCCCAUUCAGAUGCAGCCUGGCGGAUCUGCGCUCAACACAGCGACCCAGCUGGCCAACCUCAACGGCGGCGGCGUCGCGUUGUUCACGGCUGUGGGGGGCGAUGCCUUUGGCGACAUGCUCAAGAACCAUCUAGUGAAGAGCAGCGUGGAACUACAUGCGCCACAGCUAUCGGCACAUAUUCCAACCGGGGUGUGCAUUGUGCUGACAGGCCAAGGAGAUCGCGCGUUCGCCACACACUACGGCGCCGCGCGGGUGUUUGCCGUGCCGCACAUCAACACGGAUGCCUUGUUUCAAGCGGCGCACAUCCACAUAGGCGGUUUCUACAGCGUCACAGGACUCAUACCGGGCCUCGCGGAUCUCUUGCGAACCGCCAAAGCGCGCGGCAUCACGCUGUCGCUCGACACCAACUACGACGGAACCGAGGCGUGGGCCGGCUUGGACGACAUCCUGCCGCUUUUGGAUGUGUUUUUACCCAAUGAAGUGGAAGCGCGGCGCAUUUCUAAGUGCGAUUCAUUGGAUGACGCGCUGAUGUACUUUGGAGCUGUCGCGCCGGACAUGCUCACGGUGCUCAAGGUCGGCAGUGACGGCGUGCGCGCGUCCUGCGGCCAAUUUUUUCGCGCGUCCUUUGGGGGGUUCCCCGUGACCAAGGUGGAAGACGCGACGGGGGCGGGCGACGCGUUCAACGCUGGGUUUCUGCAUGCGUGGGUCCAGUCCAAGGACGUGAUGGAAGGUUUAAAGUGGGGGUGCGCAGUGGGGGCGCACUGUGUCCGAGUGGUCGGCGCCUGCGCGACCCUGCCGUCCCUCGACGCUGUCACAGCGUUGGUGCAGCACACUACGACCUUGUCAAGUAGUACUUGUUAGAAUACACCGAUGUGAAGUCGACUCUACUGAGCGGUCCUCAUGUCAAUUCAAAGUUGUUGCCAGUGGGUUGGUUGCGCC